Molecule: messenger RNA, 1455 nt
Organism: Gekko japonicus
Lineage: Eukaryota; Metazoa; Chordata; Lepidosauria; Squamata; Gekkonidae
Gene: URM1
Product: ubiquitin related modifier 1
Exons: 5
Coding region: 34-339 (101 amino acids)
Biological process (GO): protein urmylation; tRNA thio-modification
Cellular component (GO): cytoplasm; nucleus
Molecular function (GO): protein tag activity
Source: RefSeq, a predicted model, not a curated record
UCCGGUUUGGGCAGUGAGGUUCCCUGGUCAAAGAUGGCGGCCCCCUUGUGCGUUCAGCUUGAGUUCGGAGGUGGAGCGGAACUCUUGUUCGAUGGCGUAAGGAAGCACCAAGUGACUUUGCCCAUCCAGCCUGGACCUUGGGACAUUAGAUGCCUCCUUGUAUGGAUCAAAGAAAACCUGUUGAAAGAGAGACUGGAAUUGUUCAUGCAAGGAGACUCUGUGCGGCCAGGUAUCCUGGUGCUCAUCAACGAGGCGGACUGGGAGUUGAUGGGGGAGCUCGACUAUCAACUCCAAGACCAGGAUAACGUGGUUUUCAUCUCUACCUUACAUGGUGGCUAGACUCCUGGGAAAGGGACUCUGAUUUCUGGCCACGGACUAUUAUUCAUCUCCCUCACACUGGCUGCCUGUGUUCCAAGAGGAGGUCAAACCGGAUCCAGCCUCGUCUCACAUCCCUCCUUAAUCAGUCCUUUGGUGCUCGGCUGCUCCCGGCCUCUGGUUCUGCUCCGAGCUCUUUUGUCCGGGACAGGGAUCGGAACAAUUUCUGCAUUGGGUUGCUGUUUUUCUCUGCGUGGUACGGGAGCCUCGUGCCAUGGAACAGAUGACUUUUAAUGAUCUGGCUCUGAGCGCAGACCGGCAGCGGCUGGGCUCCAGAGCGCUCUCUGGGUGAGCCCGCUGCCACAGUUGCUCCGACUGUCUCUCCUCCCCCGGCAGCAGGAGAGGCAGCAGCAGAUUCUGCUGGGGGAGGUGGGGGGGGGAUAUCCCUUCCUGCCUCUGAUCCAAGGACCGGGAGGCUGCUCUACGGCCAUUACGGAAAGGACUGCAGUUGUCAGUCUUCUCCGCAUCAGCCUAUCCACGCUCGAGAUGUGCUGGGCAGGGAUUUUGGUUACGUGGCAGAGCCAACACUCUGUCGCAAAGUAGUUGGUCCAGAGCUCUGAAAUUACGGAUCCGUGGACCACUGAGAACUCUCUCACCUGCCUUUUUAUCUUCCGCUCCUGUUUCCCCCCCCCCACACUGCUGUUUCCUUUUUCUUUUUUCAUCCCCAGCCGUAGAAGCCAGCCCUCUCCACUGCACAAGAUUUUGCAGAACCAGUGGAUGCAGAGGGUAGGAAUCAGGUCCUCUGUGACGCAGAGAGCAGAAGACUGCCUUAGGAGAUCUGGAUUUGAGUUUUGCCCUGGCUGCAAAUUUAACUGCCCUGCUUGCUCCGCCUCUGUACAGUGGGAUUUGUAACGGCCUGCUUUGCAGGGGGGUUGGGAAGAUCCACAAUAAAGAUCGUAAAGCGGUUUGAAAAGGGCGUCAUCCGCAACGGAUGCCGCUUCCGUUUGUUCACAGUCUGUGUCGCAUGGAUCAGUACCUUUCACGGAUGUGUCAUGUGCUUUCAGCUGCUGAAAACAGGGAGGAACACCAGAGCCCGAGACAUCUUUUUAAAUGUCUGGCACUGCGGAAGAGGCAAGCCGC